AUGGACACGGCAUACACCAACGAGCCCCUGGGCGCUCACACCGACAACACUUAUUUCACAGAUCCUGCAAGACUUCAGCUGUUCCAUCUUCUGUCUCACACCGACGGAUCUGGCGGAGAGAACCUUCUUGUAGAUGGAUUUGCAGCUGUCGCCCAGCUUCGUCGAGAGGAUUCUACCCAUUAUGAGGUGUUGACAAGGUACAGGCACCCAUGGCAUGCAAGUGGCAAUGAGGACGUCUGCAUCCAACCCUCGGCCCAAGCACCAGUAUUCUCGAUUCAUCCGGACAUGGGAAAGAUGUACCAGAUCCGCUGGAACAACUAUGAUCGCGCGCCUAAGAUGGACUGGUCUGUGGAUGAACAGAAUGCGUGGUACCGUGCUGCGCGCCACUACGAGAAGAUCCUGCGGUCCAAGGAAAUUUGGCAGAAGCUUGAGCCGGGAUCCGCCUUGAUCUUUGAUAACUGGAGAAUGUUGCAUGGCCGCUCCUCAUUCACCGGAAAGAGGAGGAUGUGUGGUGGCUACAGUAAGUGA
Messenger RNA from Penicillium brevicompactum, 528 nucleotides. Its product is annotated as putative trimethyllysine dioxygenase TmlH. Gene Ontology annotation, biological process: carnitine biosynthetic process. The coding region runs from base 1 to 528 and encodes 175 amino acids. Gene Ontology annotation, molecular function: oxidoreductase activity. The transcript is spliced from 3 exons. The record is from RefSeq and is a predicted model, not a curated record. Gene Ontology annotation, cellular component: mitochondrion. Lineage: Eukaryota; Fungi; Ascomycota; Eurotiomycetes; Eurotiales; Aspergillaceae.